CUAAACUCUAAAGGACAGUGUUGCUCCAACAAUGUCUGGGUUUGAUUAUUUGCUUAAGUAAUAAACAUUGUGUUGGAGCAGGAGUUGAGACUUUAUCAACUGGCCCAGCCUGAGCUUCUUUUUGUCCAACAAGCACACACGAUGACGACACCGGCUUCCAAGAAAACAUUGUGCUUAAGAAAUACAGCCGCUAUUUGCCUCAUAGGCUCCAUUCUGGCAUUUGCUUUGUAUUUUGAGCCUCCCUCUCCUGUUUGCCCCACUACAUUAUCUCAAGAGGAAUAUCAUCAGGUCAAGCAUCCACAUGAAAAGCCCAUAGUUCUGGUGUGGUUCUGGCCUCUCGGUAUUAAGUUUGAUUUCAAUGUCUGCUCAACAUACUUCCACAUUGAUAGCUGUGUUCUGACAGAUAAUAGAUCUCUCUACAGUAAAGCAGAGGGAGUCAUUUUCUACCAGAAAAAUAUACAGCGGUCUUUGCAUACAAUGCCGAAGGACCCCCGUCCAGCUUUUCAGAAGUGGAUUUGGUUCCAUGUGGAAUCGCCGACGAACACAUGGAGGACACCGAGUCUGAACAACCUGUUCAACUUAACGCUGAGCUAUAGAAGAGAUGCUGACAUCACCGUGAGGAAUGAGCUCACGAUCAGAAAGACAGAAAAUAAAGAUGACUUUGUUCUGCCCAAGAAAGACAAACUAGUGUGCUGGAUUGUUAGUAACAAAAACCCUGGAACUGGAACAGGUGUGAGAGAACGAUAUUAUCGUGAACUAUCCAAACACAUCAAGAUCCAACUGUUUGGUACAGCCUAUACAGGGCACCGUUUGAGUUAUGAUGACUAUUAUGCCACCAUUGCUAGCUGUAAGUUUUACCUCUCAUUUGAGAACUCAAUCCACAGAGACUACAUCACAGAGAAGGUUAACGGGCCCCUGGUGGCAGGGACGGUCCCAGUAGUUUUGGGUCCGCCAAGAGAAAACUACGAGCAGUUCCUUCCUGCCGAAGCCUUCAUUCACAUAAAUGAUUUCCCUGAUGCAAAGUCACUGGCAGACUUUCUGCUGAACAUGAAUGACGAGGCGUACGCACGUUACUUUGAGUGGAGGAAGUUCUUCACAGCCACCCCUCAUCUGCUGUCAACCAAGAAUGAAUUCAUUCAUCCAAUCUGCCUCGCCUGUGACCACAUGUCAAGAGACAAGGAUUACCAUGUAGUUCACGACCUUUAUGAGUGGUACUUUAGAAAACAGCAUUAAGAACAUAAUUUGAUAGCGGCUCACGCAUGCAGAUAGAUACUUGAGGAUUCUGCACACUGUAUUCUGUUUUAAGUAGUUGUGAUCGACUAUAAAGCCAUGGAAUUGUUUUAGUUUGGGAAUGUAUUGUCUCUGUAGUAGACAGUUAGCUUAGCU
Cyclopterus lumpus (lumpfish) is the source of this 1386-nucleotide messenger RNA. Its product is annotated as 4-galactosyl-N-acetylglucosaminide 3-alpha-L-fucosyltransferase 9-like. The record is from RefSeq and is a predicted model, not a curated record. Bases 142 to 1233 code for a protein of 363 amino acids. Gene Ontology annotation, cellular component: membrane. The transcript is spliced from 2 exons. Lineage: Eukaryota; Metazoa; Chordata; Actinopteri; Perciformes; Cyclopteridae. Gene Ontology annotation, molecular function: alpha-(1->3)-fucosyltransferase activity.